Hippocampus zosterae (dwarf seahorse) is the source of this 1443-nucleotide messenger RNA. RefSeq names its product putative transporter svop-1. Gene Ontology annotation, molecular function: transmembrane transporter activity. Lineage: Eukaryota; Metazoa; Chordata; Actinopteri; Syngnathiformes; Syngnathidae. The transcript has a single exon. The record is from RefSeq and is a predicted model, not a curated record. Bases 1 to 1443 code for a protein of 480 amino acids. Gene Ontology annotation, biological process: transmembrane transport. Gene Ontology annotation, cellular component: membrane.
AUGGAAGCGAAGAUCGACAAAGGGGAGGAUACCGAACAAGCACUGUACUCCUUCGAUGAGCUGCUGGAGGACGUGGGGCUGGGCUGGUACCAGGCCCGCUUCUACGGCUGCAUGUGCCUGCUCUCCUUCAGCGAGGGCUCCUUCCUCUCGGUCAUCACCAUGGUCAACCCCAUCCUCCAGCGCCAGUACGGUAUCUCCGACUUCCAACUCAACACCAUGAUCGCCCUCAUUUUCCUGGGGUUCAACCUGGGCUCGGUCUGCUCGGGGCGCGUCUCUGACCUCUACGGCCGCAAGACCCCCUUUUUCCUGGCCGCCAAUCUUGCUAACCUGGUCGGCUACGUCGGUAUGGCCUUUACCGAGUUCUGGCCUAUGACCCUCUGCCGCGUCCUCCAGGCCACCCUCGUCGGGUUCUUCGGCCCACUGGCCUAUACGCUGCUGGCGGAAAUCACGCCCCGAACCCUGCGCGGCCGGUGCAUGGCGAUCUGCUCGGCCACGCUGUCGCUGGGACAGCUCUACGGGUACCUUGUGGGGUACGUGGUGCUGCGGAACCUGGAGGCGGGGGACUGGCGGCUGUGCCUGCUGCUGAGCAAUAUCCCGGGGACCCUGGCGCUGGUGAUGGGCUACUUCUACACGGACGAGAGCGCGCGUUUCUUGUUGCUGCGGGGCAAAGGCCCCGAGGCCUACGAAAUAAUCGAGGCCAUGAACCGGAUUAACGGCUACCCGAAGUUCAUCUCGGUGGACAGCGUGCACCGCUCGGGGCUGGAGCGGUGGGCCGCCUCCCUCCAGCUCGCCGAGUUCGGCCUCUGCAGGCUCUUCCAGGCCGACUUCGCCCUCAUCACUGCACUCAUCUGGCUCAACUGGGGAGUUGUCUCCUUCAUCUACUACGGCAUCGUUGUCAACCUGCCGACCGCCAUCGUCCGCCUCGCCCAGCAGCGAGCCACGCUCGGAGAGGCCGGUGCCCUCGCCAGCAACCACUCCACGCUCUUCCUGAUGCUCACCAGCGUGUCGGAGAUCCUGGCGGGUGUGCUGGUGAGCGCAGUGGUGGAGGUGCGCUGUCUGGGCCGCAAGAACACGAUCAACUGGAGCCUGCUGCUGGGGGCCUGCGCCUGCGUGCUGGUCUUCCUGGUGCCUAGUCAGCUGGUUCUGCUGGCCUCGCUGGCCAAGUUCUUCAUCACGGUGGUGCUGGUGCUGCUCUACCAGUACACUGCGGAGCUGUACCCGACCAUGCUCCGAAGCACGGGGCUGGGACUGGCCAACGGGCUGGGCCGGAUGUCGGGCGUACUCAUGCCGGUGUGCUAUGGGCUGCUGGCCGAGCAGGCCUUGCUCUCGCCCUACCUACUUUUCGGAGGUAUGGCGCUGCUGUGCUUCGGGCUCAACUGGCUGUUCCCGCACGACACAACGGGGGCGGACCUGGACACCCUCGAGGCUCCCAAGCAAGAGUGA